Molecule: messenger RNA, 737 nt
Organism: Diatraea saccharalis (sugarcane borer)
Lineage: Eukaryota; Metazoa; Arthropoda; Insecta; Lepidoptera; Crambidae
Source: the annotation of a GenBank genome assembly
GUAUUUGUCAACGACUGUUGUAGGAGAGUUGUCACUUUACAAACAUGGGUAAGGGUAAUAAUAUGAUACCCAAUGGCCAUUUCCAUAAGGAUUGGCAAAGGUUUGUGAAAACCUGGUUCAACCAACCAGCCAGAAGAUACCGAAGAAAACAAAACAGGAUUAAGAAAGCGAAAGCUGUUGCGCCUCGACCCGCUGCUGGGCCUUUGAGACCGGUGGUUCGUUGUCCGACAGUACGUUACCAUACUAAAGUUCGCGCUGGACGUGGUUUCACCUUAAGAGAAAUCAGGGCUGCAGGUUUGAAUCCUGCUUUUGCCAGAACAAUUGGCAUUGCUGUGGAUCCUCGUAGGCGUAAUAAAUCAGUUGAAUCCCUACAAACAAAUGUACAGAGAUUAAAGGAAUAUCGUGCACGACUCAUUCUUUUCCCGAAGGGCAAGAAGGUCUUGAAGGGAGAAGCUAAUGAAGAGGAGCGCAAGUUAGCUACUCAGUUGCGUGGACCAUUAAUGCCAGUCCAACAACCUGCACCGAAGUCUAUUGCACGAGCGAUUACUGAGGAAGAGAAAGACUUCAAAGCUUAUCAAUACUUAAGAGGAGCUCGUUCAAUCGCCAAACUUGUUGGUAUUCGUGCUAAGAGGCUAAAAGACGCCGCUGAAAAUCCUGAUGACGUAACGAAAGCACCAACCGCCGUCAAAGAACCUAAGGCGAAAAAGUGAUUUAUAAAAAUAAACAUGCUGUCUAGU